UCGAUCCGAAACGUUCCCCACCCCCCACCCCCGUUUCCGGCCGUCCGAUGGCCACCGGUGUGUGAUACAUCGAUGCGUUGCUAUAGCGAUCGGUGUCGUUGCGGUAAAAUUUGCAACGACGGCGCACGGAUAACGCGUGGUGGACGUGCACGUUCCACACCGAUUGAAAUAUCUUUUGAGGAGAGUUUUCUCGUCCCCGUCGGAGUUUUCGUAAAUCGGAAUUCUGAAUUUCGAGACUUAAUGGCGACGGCGGCACGGACGAUUAAGGAUCGAGUGAUCCCCGCUAUGGAUACUCUGGUCAAAUACGAUAAUCCGGUGUUGGUUACCACUCGUCCGGAAAAGGUAACGAAAGAACAGGCACCGAGGAUUGGUGCUGCGGUUUGUAAAGUCGAGACUACUGUCCCUACGCUCGACGCGAGACACGAAACUUCCGAGAUUUUAAACAGGAUUCUACCGCCUAAACAAUGGGAAGAGGACGGUCAGUUGUGGACUCAACGGGUGAGAUUUGUUAUUUUUCUGUUUGCCUUUGACUGGCGCGGCGCGAUUGCUCGCCUGAUUUCGUUGUUGUUUCGCGCGUUCGUGUCUGGUACCGUGAUUUCCGUGUCGCCACCGCUGCCGCAGGUGUCGAGUACUCCGGCCACGAGGCUGGACGUGAUCAAUCUGCAGGAACAACUGGACAUGAGAUUGCAACAGAGACAGGCGAGGGAGACUGGUAUCUGUCCGGUACGCAGGGAACUUUACACGCAAUGCUUCGACGAAGUGAUACGACAAGUAACGGUCAACUGCGCGGAACGUGGAUUGCUUUUACUCAGAAUUCGGGACGAGCUGAAAAUGACGUUGGCUGCGUAUCAGACUUUGUAUCAAAGCAGCAUAGCUUUCGGUAUGCGCAAAGCUCUUCAGGUACGUCGUCUACCGAGCUGUACGCUCUGUAUUUUUUUAUCCGAUCGGUCUCUCGAGUACGAUGAUUGUCGCGGUGAUUCGCGAAACGACGAGAGAUACGUAUACGUUGAGGAAUCGGUGACUGCUGCGUUUGCUUUAACGAGAUUCUCGUUGUUCUGGUUGAUCGUCGUCGUCGUCGGGAAGGCUGAGCAAGGGAAGGAGGACUUGGUCGCGGCUGCGGACGAAUUACAAUUGCAAAAAGCUGAGUUGGAAAAGACGGUCGUCGAAUUGAAACAGAAAUUUGAACAGGCUGAGAAACGGGCGGCCGAAUUGAGGGAGGCGGAAGAGAAGAAGCAUAUGGAAGAGAUCCAAUUCUUGAAGAAAACGAAUCAGCAGUUGAAAACGCAAUUGGAGGGAAUCAUCGCGCCGAAGAGAUAAAUUGCACGUGUAUCGGAUGUCUGCUCGACCGACGUGUGCCGACUCUACGAUCGAUUUCAUUUUAUAUGACUGUGCACUAUUGAAUCGCAUCCAUUCGCUUCGAUAUAAAUCGAGUUUAAUAAAUAUAUGUAUAGUUUAUAAAAUAGCUAUAGUCAUAUAUAGGACCAUUCUUGUUGCGACGAUAGAUAAAAAUACUAUUUCGACGUUACAUCCCGAGGCAUGUCUCGGCAUCUAUUAUUAACUUAUGAAAAAGUAAGAAAUACAAACGGUCGUGUAAGGUA
Molecule: messenger RNA, 1598 nt
Organism: Ceratina calcarata
Lineage: Eukaryota; Metazoa; Arthropoda; Insecta; Hymenoptera; Apidae
Gene: Dnali1
Product: Putative inner dynein arm light chain, axonemal Dnali1
Exons: 3
Coding region: 73-1317 (414 amino acids)
Cellular component (GO): ciliary base; axoneme
Molecular function (GO): dynein heavy chain binding
Source: RefSeq, a predicted model, not a curated record